Messenger RNA from Polypterus senegalus (gray bichir), 1078 nucleotides. It is a transcript of the gene mcrip1, whose product is annotated as MAPK regulated corepressor interacting protein 1. Lineage: Eukaryota; Metazoa; Chordata; Cladistia; Polypteriformes; Polypteridae. Bases 252 to 548 code for a protein of 98 amino acids. The record is from RefSeq and is a predicted model, not a curated record. The transcript is spliced from 5 exons.
UCGGCUAACUUUAUCAGCAGAGCGACAGCAGACGGCAAAAAAAGGCCGACGAUAUCGGGUUUGUAUUUCUUUCUCCUUCCCGGAAAGGGCUGGCAGGCAAACGUCACGGCCAGCGGCAGAGAAGGAGGAGGAGGAGGAGGCCUUCGUUUGUGUUGGAAACAAGGCAAAGAAGACAACGGAGUCUCCACAAUAUCUUGGAUUUGCCAAAAGUAAAAGUGGAUUAAAGCCAAGGAAAGGCAAAAGCAAAGGAAAUGACAAGCUCACCUGCCUCUAGAGUAGUUUAUAAUGGCAAGAGGAACCCAAGUCCCAGAUCACCUACUAAUACUGGAGAACUGUUUACUCCGGCACAUGAAGAAAACGUUAGAUUCAUAUAUGAAGCAUGGCAAUGUGUCAUGAGAGAUCUUGGAUCUUCCCAGGGUGGAGAACGUAGUGAAAGAGGGCCACAACAAUAUGUUGAAAAGACUCCAAAUCCUGUUCUUAAUACUUUUACGCCCGUUGACUUGAAUGAUAUAAAGAGGCGGAACACGCAGGAAUCUAAGAAGUCUUAGGGAGCGGAAACUCCAUGGGAUCCCGAGGUUCACUAUCUUCCUUUGGCUUUCCUGAGAAGCUUUUUUUCCUUUUUUUUUUUUUUUUCCUCUUAAUGACCUUCUUCAUCAGUUAGUCCAAGCCAGGAAUAUGAAUGAAUCUGACCCCUCAACCUCGCCUGCAACCCUGAAGCUGUCUUGUUGAAGAACUUUGAAUUCUGACAGUGAGUUGAGUUUUAACAACAGCCAGGAUAUUAUGUGGGUUUUAACCGAUUUUUCUUGGCUUCUUAUUUUCUGAAAGUCCUCUGUUAACCCAGCCCCCCGCCCCCCAAAAAAAAAGAUACUUUGAGAGUGCAGGCAUCCUCACGUCAGCCCCCUCUGCUUUAAGAUGCAGUGGUCCACUCUUCGCUGUUCUCGGAGAUUUUUGUUUUCUCUCUUAAAUACUUCCUAAUUCUGUAGUUUCUUUCAUUUUUGUGGCAGGUUGUGACGAUUUGUCCGUAAAGAAGUGCUCCUUGGAAAAGGAAAGACACACGUAGGAUGACCAAGCUGAAAAA